CAGUCACUUUCUGUGUAAUUCGGAUAAAUUUUCAGAUCAACUGUGGACAGACAGAGUAAACCAACCUGCAUGCUUUUUUCUGCAGAUAACUAAAUGGAUAGCAAAGGAAUAUAAAGAUACGAACUAACUAGAAGACCCCGAGCAGACAGAGGAAAGGAAAAAGGAAGCUUUUUUAUUUAAAAAAAAAUCUGUGUUGCAAAACUGUGUCUUGUUGGAGAAAGUCUUGUUCUCUACUCCGUGCAUGUUUUACAUUGGAGAAGUGCAUUGGUGCUUUUAAUCGGCCAGACGCGGUCUAGUUUCCAAGCGGAGCUGCAAGACAACACCAGAGACAUGAUUUUGAGACUGGGCUCGGUUGUUGGCGUUGCUGCUUUUUGUUUACAUGCGUUAUUGUUGUGGUUUUAUGCAAAGGUGGUGGAGGGAACCGGUCAGUUCGAGUUGGACAUCUUAUCGAUGAACAACCGGAACGGCGAGCUUCUUAACGGGCAGUGUUGUGACGGUUCACGGAUCACCGGGGAUCGGAAAUGCAGGAUGGAUGAGUGUGAUACGUAUUUUAAAGUGUGUUUGAAGGAAUACCAGUCGCGGGUCUCGGCUGCGGGACCGUGCAGUUUCGGGUCCGGAUCUACGGCUGUCCUGGGAGGAAAUGUAUUUACUUUGAAGAGCUCUGCGAGGAAUGGAAGAUCCAGGAUUGUUUUGCCGUUCAGUUUUGCCUGGCCAAGGUCAUACACGUUGAUAGUGGAAGCCUUGGACGCUAACAACGACACGAGUGGUGGUGAUGGUCAGGUGAUUGAGAAGGCGUCCCACAGUGGGAUGAUCAACCCCAGCCAUCAGUGGCAGAAGCUCAGCCACAACGGUCCUAUUGGUCAGUUUGACUAUCAGAUCCGGGUCAGCUGUGACGAGCACUACUAUGGCUUCGGAUGCAACAAGUUCUGCCGACCCCGAGACGAGUUCUUCGGGCACUACACCUGCGACGACAACGGGAAUAAGACCUGUCUGGAGGGCUGGUCUGGACGAGAAUGUAACACACCCAUUUGUCGGCAGGGCUGCAGUACAGAACAUGGACACUGCAAAGAGCCAGAUGACUGCAAGUGUCUGUAUGGCUGGCAGGGGCAGUACUGUGACCAGUGUAAUCCUCACCCUGGCUGUAUCCAUGGAACCUGUGUUGAACCAUGGCAGUGUCUGUGUGAUACCAACUGGGGAGGACAUCUCUGUGACAAAGAUCUGAACUUCUGUCCCAAACAGCCCUGUCUCCCCCUGCAGCAGCUCCUCCCUCCCUCCUGUUCCUGUGUCCCCUACUCUGGAGUCAACUGUGAGAGGGGGUAG
Messenger RNA from Oncorhynchus masou masou (cherry salmon), 1320 nucleotides. Its product is annotated as protein jagged-1b-like. NCBI's taxonomy places the organism in Eukaryota, Metazoa, Chordata, Actinopteri, Salmoniformes, Salmonidae. Gene Ontology annotation, biological process: cell communication; multicellular organism development; Notch signaling pathway. The record is from RefSeq and is a predicted model, not a curated record. Gene Ontology annotation, cellular component: membrane. Gene Ontology annotation, molecular function: Notch binding. The transcript is spliced from 8 exons. Bases 331 to 1320 code for a protein of 329 amino acids.